Messenger RNA from Drosophila biarmipes, 1245 nucleotides. It is a transcript of the gene BigH1, whose product is annotated as histone H1-gamma, late. Gene Ontology annotation, biological process: nucleosome assembly. The record is from RefSeq and is a predicted model, not a curated record. Gene Ontology annotation, molecular function: DNA binding; structural constituent of chromatin. Gene Ontology annotation, cellular component: nucleosome. The coding region runs from base 123 to 1166 and encodes 347 amino acids. Lineage: Eukaryota; Metazoa; Arthropoda; Insecta; Diptera; Drosophilidae. The transcript has 2 exons.
CAGUAUUUUUGACCGCCUUUUAGCUAUUGCAUCAUAUCAUUGUCGCUUAGUGCUAAUUUUUGUUGUUCUGCGUCUUAAAUAUUGUAAAUUUGUACUUUUUAUUUUGUUAAAAAUAUAUUGCCAUGCAUCUGAAAGUGGUUGAUCAUAAUGACAGCUCCGACGAUGAGGGCGAGGAGGAGAUGCCCAAUGAUGAUCCUGAGUCCCAAGAAUCCGAUUUGGGCGAGGAAGAAGAGCAGAUGGAGGAAGAUGAGGAAGAGUUGGUGGACGAUGACGAGCAGCCGGAUGCAGAAGAGCCCGAAACCGACGAUGCUCGCCAUCCGUAUCCCACACCACCGCCCGAAGAUGGCUCGAAAAUGGAUCCACCCAAGUCAAUGGUACCAAAACCAAAAGCAUCUCUAACAUCGCUAGCAUUCAUGGCCAUUACAAAGCUGGCCAGUCGUUCGGGAUCCUCGCUUCAGGCCAUCAUAACAUAUCUCAAGGACAACGGUCACGAGUUUAAGGAUCCAAAGAAAACCUCGCGCCUUAUGCUCCGGGCUCUCAAAGUUGCCAUGGAAAAGGGGGAGGUGGUCAUGGUCAAGCGCUCCUUUAAGCUCACCGAUAAGCAGAAGAACUCCUCCAAGGCUAUGGAGAAAAUGAAGGCCAAAAAGCAGAAGGAGAAGGAGAAGAAAGCCAAGGCCGAACAAAUGCUGAAGGAGAAAGCCGAGAAGAAAGAGGCCAAGUCGAAGGCGAAGACCAAAGAAAAGAAGGCAGCCAAGGAAAAAUCACGCAAGCCAACCGAGAGGAAAACAAAACAAACUGCAAAAAAGAAAGAGAGCAAAAUAAAGGAUGAGCCACCAACGGCUAAGACAGCCGCAUCCGCUGCCGCACAAGCUUUGCUGGAAACCCCAAAGACCCAUAGCCCGGAGGCUAAAAAGAAGCCGGCGAAGUCCAAAACUAAGGUCAAUGCGGAACUGUCAGAAGCUGGGAAGUCGAAGAAGCCCCGCAAGUCCAUCGGAACUCUGGCCCAGCCCAAGGCAUCCAGGCCAAAGGUCAAGGCGGUCAAGAAGCUGGUGGCCGGCAAGGGAAGUAUCUCCACACCGGAUCAAUCCUCCACCGAUAUAUCAAAGGCCCAGGCCAUGUCCACUCCCCAAGGACCCACCAAAGCAAAGCGCCAGCGCAAGGCUUAAUUACAAACUAUUUGUUUUUCCAACAUAUAUGUAAAUUAUCGUAAAUAAAAAUAAUAUUUUCGUAGUGUCAAAAUUAAAA